UUAGGUCAGGCUGGCAUGUCCAGUCGUGAAUUUAAAGCUGCCUAGACCUCGAUUUAUUUUAAAGUUUUAACUUUUAAUAUUUAUUUAUGUUAUGUAAUCAGAAUUUCUAAGGAAGGACUGUUGCAUACGUCAACCAUCCUAGUAGUUUAAGAAAAAUUAAAAAUGGAUGAUACACACAGUCGUCUUGGUAGAGAGUUCUUUGAGAAAAGUGGUGAAAAGCUUAGCAGAGCUCUGAUUGGCCAGAUUUUGGUGCGUUUGUCUGAUGGGAAGCGAUUGGCUGGCCGAAUAGUUGAGACAGAAGCCUACCUGGGACUUGUGGACAAGGCAGCUCACUCGUUCAAAGGCAAAACUGCGCGGUGUGCAGCCAUGUUUAAGGAACCUGGGACAGCCUACGUUUAUAAUAUAUAUGGGAUAUACUGCUGCAUGAACAUUUCCAGUCAAGGUGAUGGUUGUGCCGUUCUUCUCCGAGCUCUCGAGCCUGUAGAAGGUAUCAAUGAAAUGGCCAUGUUUCGUUGGCCAAAGCCAAAACCUCGUUUCAAGGUCAAGGACUUGUGUAACGGUCCCUCCAAGCUGUGUCAGUCACUCUCCCUCAGCAAGGUGAACUUUGACCAGCACGAUCUGGUGAGUGAUGAAAACCUGUGGCUGGAGAAAGGUGGAGUGGUUCCUGAUUCCAUGGUGGUGCAGACAAAGAGAGUGAACAUUGACAAAGCUGAGGAGUGGUCAAGUAAACCUCUGAGGUUCUAUGUACUUCACAACGAGUUUGUCAGUGUCAGGGACAAAGAAGCUGAGAGACAGAUGGAGGGAGCAGGGAUGUGAUACCCAUCUCGAAAUAAAAGCUGAACCAUCUUUAUCAAGAGCACUGAUGAUGUACCUGAUACAUCUGUGACCAUCAGGAGCUUGAUACAGAAGCACACACACAUGUUAAAUAAUGUCUUACACGUAUGAUUGGAUUAUAAAUUAUGUGAGAUUUGUGCAAUGGGAUGGAUUAUCAUUUUAUUUUAAACCAUCUACUGAUGAUGCUGCACCCAAUGGAGAAGGUGCUGUCUGAUUAAUGAAGUUAUUGUUGUUGAUUAGAAACGGAACAGUUUUGUAGCAAUGAUACAAUAUGGUGAAUCAUUUAUACUGAAAGAGAAACAGUUUAUGUAUGUAAUGUGAACUGAUAAACUGUGCUGGCUGAGCAAGUAUUUCCUAUGAUGCUGAGAACGUAGACAAAUUGUGAUAUAUCUGUGAUAUAAUAUAGUCACCUAUCUAGAACACUGAAGGUCUGGGUGACCAAGUAGUAGCAGGAGGUGUCAGUAUAUUAAAAUCUUGCACUGUG
This is a messenger RNA of Gigantopelta aegis, 1318 nucleotides long. Its product is annotated as DNA-3-methyladenine glycosylase-like. Gene Ontology annotation, molecular function: alkylbase DNA N-glycosylase activity; DNA binding. The transcript has 3 exons. NCBI's taxonomy places the organism in Eukaryota, Metazoa, Mollusca, Gastropoda, Neomphalida, Peltospiridae. The record is from RefSeq and is a predicted model, not a curated record. Bases 163 to 816 code for a protein of 217 amino acids. Gene Ontology annotation, biological process: base-excision repair.